Procambarus clarkii (red swamp crayfish) is the source of this 768-nucleotide messenger RNA. NCBI's taxonomy places the organism in Eukaryota, Metazoa, Arthropoda, Malacostraca, Decapoda, Cambaridae. The record is from RefSeq and is a predicted model, not a curated record.
AUGACGAGCACCUUAUAUCAUCCACAGAUCCACCAAGAUCCACCAUCCAACAGAUCCACUAAGACCCACCAUCCAACAGAUCCACCAAGACCCACCAUCCAACAGACCCACCAAGACCCAUCAUCCAACAGAUCCACCAAGACCCACCAUCCAACAGACCCACCAAGACCCAUCAUCCAACAGAUCCACCAAGACCCACCAUCCAACAGAUCCACCAAGACCCACCAUCCAACAGACCCAUCAUCCAACAGAUCCACCAAGACCCACCAUCCAACAGAUCCACCAAGACCCAUCAUCCAACAGAUCCACCAAGACCCACCAUCCAACAGAUCCACCAAGACCCAUCAUCCAACAGAUCCACCAAGACCCACCAUCCAACAGACCCACCAACACCCACCAUCCAACAGAUCCACCAAGACCCACCAUCCAACAGAUCCACCAAGACCCACCAUCCAACAGACCCACCAAGACCCAUCAUCCAACAGAUCCACCAAGACCCACCAUCCAACAGAUCCACCAAGACCCACCAUCCAACAGAUCCACCAAGACCCACCAUCCAACAGACCCACCAAGACCCAUCAUCCAACAGAUCCACCAAGACCCACCAUCCAACAGAUCCACCAAGACCCACCAUCCAACAGAUCCACCAAGACCCACCAUCCAACAGACCCACCAAGACCCACCAUCCAACAGAUCCACCAAGACCCACCAUCCAACAGACCCACCAAGACCCACCAUCCAACAGACCCACCUUAUAUCUGUUACUGA